AUGUUCAAGAAGAAGGAUCCAACCGAAGAGGAGUUGGUGGACACAAUGCAAAAGGUUGGUAUCACAACCAAGACUGCCAAUAACCGUCAAGAGAAGUUCGGCGCUUUCAAGCAAUACGCCCAGGAAAGACAAGGUGUCAAACCUGGAAUGGCACCUCGUAACCCUUAUGCAAACAUGAAUGAAAACCAAGGUAAUCCAUACGCUAACUCCCAGUCUGGUGAGGCAAGUGCUCGCGAUUCAGCGUAUGCAUCUUCUUCUACCGGGGAGAGACGACUGAACCCCUAUGCGAGUCAAGAUGAUGGCCCAGCGCCAUCAAGACCCAGUCCGUACCAAACUCAACGAAAUGGUGGGAAUGGCUCUUACAGCGAAAAGUCCUAUUCAUCAUCCAGCAAGCCAAACCCUUACGGCUCGCGCACUACAAGGCCGAGAGGUGAUGAUGAGCUGACUCUUGACCUCAACGCUAUUCCCAGCUCAAGCGCUUUGCCCACGGCCAAGAAGCCUAUCAGAAAAACCACGGAUACAGAUACGCUAGAUCUUAAUGCUGAUCCGGACGAAGAAGACUUGAACCUCGAAGUGGACGACUUUUUAGCAGAGGAGGAACAAGUGAACUCCGAGGAAGAAGAGGUCGAAGCCAUCAAGCAAGACAUUCGUUUUGUGAAACAGGAAUCCGUGGCACUGACUCGUAACACAUUGAGAAUGGCCCAAGAGGCGGACGCUUCAGGAACAAAUACUCUCGGUAUGUUAGGAUCGCAAUCCGAACGUUUGUUCAAUGCCGAACAGAAUUUGUUACUUGCUGACACUCAAACCAAGAUCGCUGAUGAUAAAGUCGCAGAGUUGAAGCGUCUCAAUAGAUCGAUUUUCAUCCCUGCCUCUGGAAAUCCAUUUAACAAAAAGUCUCGCUUACGUGAACAAGAGUCGAAAUUGAAGGCACAGAAGGAACAAGAAAAAUACCUUCGAGAGACGAACCGACAAGGCGUUUAUGCUAGUGAGCAGCGUGUCAAACAGGGAAUUUCAAAUAACUCAACUCAGUCAGACACCUUUAACAAAUAUCAGGGUGAAAAGCAUCUACAACAAGCUCAAAGAUACCAAUUCGAGAAUGAUUCCGAGGAUGAUGAGAUGGAGAAGGAGUUGGCUGCAAAUUUGGAUCAAAUUGCAUCCUAUUCUAAGAAAUUAAGAAACACCGCAACUGUCAUGGGUCAGGAAGUCGGUGCUCAAAAUGAUAGGUUGAGGAAGAUCGAGGAAGAUGCGGAUCGCUUGGAUAUCAAUGUGCACCUCAACAGCACUCGCUUGAAUAAUAUUAGUCCGCCUGAUGAUCGAGGAUUCUAUGCCUGCUUGGAGUUUACCGGCAAUAUUGUCGGGUAUUCAACUAGUAUUUGGGUUGACUACGGCUUCCUGUUUCUCGAGAAUGACUUCUCGUGGCGCUCACCCUUGUUUGUUCAAUGUGUCAUGGGGUUCCUCCUCUGGUUAGGAACAUUCAUAAUCGUCGAAACACCUAGAUGGCUUUUGGAUCAUGACCAUGAUAUUGAAGGAAUGAUAGUUAUCAGCGAUCUCUAUGCUGAUGGAGAGGUUGAGGAUGAGUUGGCCAAGGUGGAGUUUAGACAGAUCAAAGAGAGCAUCUUGAUACAAAGAAUCGAAGGAGGCGAAAGAUCUUAUCGUUAUAUGCUCACCCGUUACAAAAAGAGGGUCUCAGUUGCAUGUUUCUCCCAAAUGUUUGCACAAUUAAAUGGUAUAAAUAUUGUGUCAUACUAUGCUCCUAUGAUUUUUGAAAGUGCCGGCUGGAUCGGCAGGCUGGCCAUUUUGAUGACAGGUAUCAAUUCCUUGAUCUAUUUGGCAAGCACCAUACCACCAUGGUAUUUGGUUGAUGGAUGGGGGCGGAAGCCAUUGCUUUUGACAGGCGCAGUCGUCAUGGCCGUUUCACUCUUUUCCAUUGCAUAUUCUUUAUUUUUGGACGAUACAUAUACCCCUCAGGUUGUCGUCAUAUUUGUCAUAAUUUUCAACGCUGCUUUUGGAGCAUCCUGGGGACCCAUCCCGUGGAUGAUGAAUGAGGUUUUGCCCAAUUCUGUGCGAAGCAAGGGAGCUGCGAUGUCAACAGCAACGAAUUGGCUCUUCAAUUUCCUUGUCGGAGAAAUGACUCCAAUUUUGUUAGACUUGAUCCAAUGGAGAACGUAUUUGAUUCCAGGCUUUUCUUGCGUUCUUUCCUUCAUGUGCGUGCACUAUCUUUUCCCAGAGACUAAGGGUUUAUCGUUAGAGGAAAUGGGAUCCAUUUUUGACGAUAGUUCAUCAGUGUUUUCCUUCCACUCUGGAUAUGGUUCAACUAAUGAUAGCGAGUCGAGGAGAAGCAUCGAGCCCUCUCAGUCUAGCGGCGAAACUCAGCCACUUCACCAAACUGCAGCACAGCUCGCCAGAAAUCCCUCCUCUAUGCGCAAUGAGCCCGACGGUCUCAUUACAGGAACGCCCCAAUUACCUCUAAUUCCAGCAAAUGAGGUUGCGAAGCCUGCCAUCUCGGGCUUAUCAUCAAAUGCUGGCAUUAACGAUGAUGCUACCGCGCCACCAUCUUUCGAAGACAUCAUCGAUUUCAAACGUCGUAAGGACGCGAAGUCGUGGUUUUCGUGGGCUCAGCAAAAAAGUGCAGAUUACGAACAACUAACUUAA
Molecule: messenger RNA, 2652 nt
Organism: Candidozyma pseudohaemuli
Lineage: Eukaryota; Fungi; Ascomycota; Pichiomycetes; Serinales; Metschnikowiaceae
Exons: 2
Coding region: 1-2652 (883 amino acids)
Biological process (GO): carbohydrate transport; transmembrane transport
Cellular component (GO): membrane
Molecular function (GO): carbohydrate:proton symporter activity
Source: RefSeq, a predicted model, not a curated record